Molecule: messenger RNA, 913 nt
Organism: Nestor notabilis (Kea)
Lineage: Eukaryota; Metazoa; Chordata; Aves; Psittaciformes; Psittacidae
Product: scavenger receptor cysteine-rich domain-containing group B protein-like
Exons: 3
Cellular component (GO): membrane
Source: RefSeq, a predicted model, not a curated record
ACGGUGUGUGACGACCACUGGGACCUGCAGGAUGCGGCUGUGGUGUGCCAAGAGCUGGGCUGCGGCUCGGCGCAGUCAGCCCCUGGCACCGGGCACUUUGGGAUGGGAGCCGGACCCAUCUGGUUGGAUGAUGUCAACUGCACGGGGACCGAGGUGGCCCUGUCCUCCUGCAGGACGAAGGGCUGGGGAAAGAACAACUGCCACCAUGGUGAAGACGCCGGUGUGGUGUGCUCAGGUGCCUCCAGCCACCGCACGACCACCCGCACUGGUCCUGCAGAGCUCCGCCUGGUGAACGGCUCCAACCGCUGCUCGGGAAGGGUGGAGGUGAUGCACAAUUCCCAGUGGGGAACUGUGUGUGACCACCACUGGAGCAUCCCCGAGGCCACGGUGGUGUGCCAGGAGCUGGGCUGCGGGGCUGUGGCCUCAGCCUAUGGAGCAGCUCACUUCGGCCAAGGCUCAGGUCCCAUCUGGCUGGACAACGUUCAGUGCAACGGGAGUGAAGCUGCUCUGGCCGAGUGCUCGGCCCAGCCCUGGGGUGUCAAUGACUGCAACCACGGGCACGAUGCCGGUGUCGUCUGUGCAGAUGAGGACACUCAGAAGCAGCAUGUGCUGCGGCUGGUGAAUGGCUCCAACACGUGCAUGGGGAGAGUCGAGGUCUUCCAUGACAAGAAGUGGGGCACGGUGUGCGACGACACGUGGGACCUCCGUGAUGCCACCGUGGUGUGCCGGCAGCUGGGCUGUGGCAUGGCUUUGUCAGCGCUGGACUCGGCUCACUUCGGGCCAGGGUCAGAUCCCAUCUGGCUGGACAAUGUGCACUGCACGGGGACCGAGUCCACCCUCACCAAGUGUGCGCUCAACAACUGGGGAGAGCACAACUGCGCACACAGCGAGGACGCCGGAGUGAUCUGCUCAG